Molecule: messenger RNA, 1933 nt
Organism: Musca domestica (house fly)
Lineage: Eukaryota; Metazoa; Arthropoda; Insecta; Diptera; Muscidae
Gene: AnxB9
Product: annexin B9
Exons: 6
Coding region: 192-1166 (324 amino acids)
Cellular component (GO): cytoplasm
Molecular function (GO): calcium ion binding; calcium-dependent phospholipid binding
Source: RefSeq, a predicted model, not a curated record
CCCUCGUUUGCGAUGUUUGUUGUUGGAUAUCGUCAAAAUAAACGAAAAUAAAAAUUCACUGUAGAAGAGUGAACCGUUUCAGUCUUAUAACAGUUUUCAAAGCAUCAACAUCGUUCGUUGUGUGACCAAGUGUUAUUUUAUUUUAAUUGUUACUGUUAACCCAUUUAUUGUAAUCUCACAACCCAAACAAAAUGAGCUCUGCUGAAUACUAUCCAUUCAAGUGCACCCCCACUGUCUACCCUGCCGAUCCCUUUGAUCCCGUCGAAGAUGCUGCCAUCUUGCGCAAGGCCAUGAAGGGCUUUGGCACCGACGAGAAGGCCAUCAUUGAGGUUUUGGCCCGUCGUGGCAUCGUCCAACGUUUGGAAAUCGCCGAAGCUUUCAAAACCUCAUAUGGCAAAGAUUUAAUCUCCGAAUUGAAAUCUGAAUUGGGUGGUAAAUUUGAAGAUGUCAUCAUUGCUCUGAUGACACCACUGCCACAAUUUUAUGCCAAUGAAUUGCAUGAUGCCGUUGCCGGUUUGGGUACCGAUGAGGAGGCUAUCAUUGAAAUUUUGUGCACAUUGUCCAAUUUCGGUAUUAAGACUAUUGCUCAAUUCUAUGAGCAAAGUUUCAACAAAUCUUUGGAGUCCGAUUUGAAGGGUGACACCUCGGGUCACUUCAAGCGUUUGUGUGUGUCCCUGGUGCAGGGUAAUCGUGAUGAAAAUCAGGGUGUUGAUGAAGCCGCAGCCGUGGCCGAUGCCACCGCCCUCCACGAAGCCGGUGAAGGCCAAUGGGGCACCGAUGAGUCAGUAUUCAAUUCCAUUUUAGUUACCCGCUCCUACCAACAGUUGCGCCAGAUUUUCCUGGAAUAUGAAAACUUGGCCGGCCAUGACAUUGAAAAAGCCAUCAAACGUGAAUUCAGUGGUGCCGUUGAAAAGGGCUUCUUGGCCAUUGUACGUUGCUGCAAAUCCAAGGUCGACUACUUUGCCGAACGUCUGUACGAUUCCAUGCACGGUUUGGGCACAAAAGAUAAGACUUUAAUUCGCAUUGUUGUCAGCCGUUCGGAAAUUGAUUUGGGUGACAUCAAAGAAGCAUUCCAAAAUAAAUAUGGCAAGAGUUUGGAAUCAUGGAUCAAGGGCGAUACCUCUGGUGAUUACAAACGUGCCCUAUUGGCGAUUGUUGGAUACUAAGAACCCAUACCCAAAAAUCUUCUACUAUUAUAUACCCCCUUCUCCUCCUAUCAAAUGUAGAUAGAAGCGCACACCCUCAACGUUUUUUGCGUUCAUUUAAGAGAAAUAUACAAAAGAAAAACCAAAACAAUAACUGCAACAACAACCAAUAAGCCUUAAGAAAAAAGUCUGCCUUCAAUUAAAAACUACUACUACUAUUACUAUAGGAUGGUAUUAUAAAAAAAAACAAAGAAUCGAAUAUUUUAUUUUUCUAAAUCUCAACACUUUUACUGUGACCAAUUGACCAUAACAUAAAACAAACAAACAAAAUUCCGUUUGUACAAUUUUGACAUCAAGAUAAACAACAAAAAAUCCCAAUGACAACAUUUACUUUUUUAUUAUUAUUAAAAUAAUUAUUAAUAAUGUUUUUUAUAAUACUUUAAAUAUUAUACUACUUCUCUAUUUUUAUACUAUAUUUACCAAACUACAAACACCUAUAUAAAUAUAGUUACUUUUUUUUCUCCUCCCAUAAAUUGUAAUAAUAUUUUUUACAUACAUUCAUGGCUAUUUAGAAAUGUGUUAUUACAUUUUUUAACAACAUCUUGUAAUUGUAUUUUGAAAACAAAACAUGCACCACCAACCACCCUCCAUAUAUCUUGAGUAAUAACUGCAAUUUUGUUAUAGCUGUCUGUUUAUUUUUAAUUUUGUUUUGUUUUUUAAUCAACUGGUUUGAAAACAUGUAUUGAAAUACUUAAAUACAAACAAGAAAAUACAAAAAAAAAAUAAAA